Molecule: messenger RNA, 1011 nt
Organism: Gekko japonicus
Lineage: Eukaryota; Metazoa; Chordata; Lepidosauria; Squamata; Gekkonidae
Gene: TSPAN10
Product: tetraspanin 10
Exons: 3
Coding region: 1-1011 (336 amino acids)
Cellular component (GO): membrane
Source: RefSeq, a predicted model, not a curated record
AUGAGGCAAAAGCUUGUAACAUUUUUCAGACCUCUCUUGCGAGGGCUGCAUUUCCAGCGCAGAGAGAUGGGAAAAGAUGAAACCAGUGCUUUGCUACCUAAGAGAAACAGAGUGGAUAUAUUUUGUCCAUCUAAUGCACAGAGUUUGUCACCAAAUUCUACCAGAGAAGGAGAAACUGGCUCACCUAGGAAGCAGGCAAUACCAUGGCAUGUUCGAAAGCCUUCUUAUCGCUCACUGAACUCCCUUAGCAGCUGUGUGAAAUAUUUGAACUUCUUUUGGAACAUGGUUUUCUUCAUGGCAGGGUUGUUCAUUUUGGCCAUAGGGAUCUGGGGUCUUUUUCACAAGGAGUCCCUGGCGAGCGAGCGGAUAACCUAUUUGGGUAGCGACCCAAUGCUCUUUUUUGUAUUAGCGGGUCUAGUAGCCAGCACAAUGUCUCUGCUGGGUUGUAUGGGGGCCCUUUUUGAAAACACCCGACUCUUGAAGCUUUUGAAUGGAGGAAUCAUCAUCUUUGUGAUCAUGGAAGUCUUGGGUGCAAUCAUACUCUUUUCUCUGAGACAUCAAAUCAAGGCCUCCUUGCGAGAUUCACUGAUGGUGGCAGUGCUACGGUACCAAGAUGAUGCAGAUCUCCAAUUCAUUAUGAAUGAAAUUCAGUCAGGUCUGCAGUGCUGUGGUGUGGAGUCUUACCAAGACUGGAUGACAAAUUUGUAUUUUAACUGCAGCUCUCCAGGUGUGCAAGCCUGUGGCGUUCCAUCUUCCUGCUGCCUGGAUCCCCUGGAAAAUGGCACCAUCCUAAAUUCCCAGUGUGGCUUUGGUACCCUGGGCCUGGAGGAGGUUGUGGCGCAGAGCAUCAUCUAUCUUGGGGGCUGUGUUCCCCAGCUGAGCAGAUGGCUUGAUAAUCAUGCUGGGGCAAUCAGCUCCUAUUUUGUAUUUCUAAUUGUGACUGAAGUAGGAAGCUUAUUACUAGCCUCUAAGCUCCUGGCAGACAUUGCAUUUGCUAGGACUCUGUAUUAG